GCUUAAAGCAAAUCCUUGGACACGUUCGCCUUCCAUUCCAAUUUCCACCACUGCUCACCGCUUUCCUUUCUCCACCCACUGCACUGCCUCGCCCCGCCUCGCGCAUGCAUACCCAGUCGCCGAACUCCAUUCUAAACCCCUCCCACUGAACGGACUCGCCGCCGGUAACCGUCCGCCGACUCAUCCGCCGUGCUCCGCCGCCCGUAAUGCCUCUGUCACAGCCUUCGCCGUCUACGUUACCGGUUCGCGACGACUGUUGGACCGAGGACGAUACUUUGACUCUCAUCGAGGCCUGGGGAGAGCGUCAUCUCGACUUGAACCGCGGCAACCUUCGCCACAAACACUGGCAAGAGGUCGCCGAAGCUGUCAACUCCCGGCAUGGUCAUGACCGGAAGUCCCUUCGUACCAAUAUUCAGUGCCAAAACCGUAUCGAUACGCUUAAGAAGAAGUACAAGAUCGAGAAGGCGAGAAGUCUAGAAUCCGGUGGUUCGUACGUCUGUGCUUGGCCAUUCUUCUCCUGCCUCGACGAUCUUAUUGGCAACAGCCACAAGCCUUCGACGCCGGCCGCCGUAUCUAAUUGGAAAACCGCUCCAGUAACGACUCCAGGUUUUUCACUGUUCUCGAAUGUUCCGGUUGGGCUUCGAUCCGGAACUAAGAAACGUCGUUCGACUCACGUCUAUAGGAGUUUUUGCGACUCGUACCUUCGCCGGGAUGUAAAUUCGAAAGAGGAUGAAGGAAAGUACGGUACGGAUUCCGAGGAUUCGAGGUCAUUGUCGAGUCCAAGGUUCAACGACAGAGAGGUAGGGUAUAGAAAACUGGCUCGGGCAAUAGGGACGAUUGCUGAUAUAUACGAGAGAGUGGAGGUAGCAAAACAGAGGCACAUGGUAGAAUUGGAGAUUCAACGGAUGCAGUUUGUUAAAGAAUUGGAGUAUCAGAGAAUGCAACUUCUUAUGGAGAUGCAACUUCAGAUUCAAAAGAUCAAGCGCGCCAGGCGAGAUUCAGGAACCGACAAUUGGUGGUUUUAAGUACAAGUUGGGGUGGGGAUUCGAACUCACAACCUAUUGAUCAGAGAUAGGUGUCAAUGAACCACUGAGCUAAGUUAAUGUUCCCAUGGACGACUGGUUAUUCCUUGAGAUUAAAUCCAAAUUAACAUGGAGCAUGAGUUAACAGCAAAAAUGCAAAAUAAUUAGUUGUCAAGAUGAAAUAUUUUGAUGUUUAACAUUGUCUAUAUUGCAUCUCUAUCUCUGGACAGAAGAAAAGGAAGAAGAUUCUGGACGAGUUCAUUCUCAAUAGGGGCUGUUUGUUUUCUACUGAAAAAAAUUGUGCAAGAUGGCUAUAGUACUGGUGACAAGGGAUGUGAGACAGUUGAUUGCUUCUCUGUGGAUUGAAAUGAAAAAAAGAAAAGAGAACACAAUAGGCUGCACAUAUAUAAUUGUUACUCGUAGCCAACAAAGUAGGAAGGACUAGGAAAAGUUUAUCUCUUUUUUGAAAGGCACACAUACACGCCCUCGAUGCUGGUUAUAAACUCCAGACUUUGAGCUUGUUUUGGCCGGAGGAUUUUUUGGUGGAGCUGCUUGAAACUUGAAGCUGGGAUUGACCAGCAUCUCCUUCCUUUUUGUGAGUAACAAUCAAUCUUUUGUUUUGUUUUUGUUUUUUGAGGGUAGUAACAAUCAAUAUAAUCAGUAAUCACCUGUUAUUUUGGUCAUCUGAAAUAUAUAGUGUUUUAUUUGGUAGCGAGUAUACAAUACUUCUCCCAA
Molecule: messenger RNA, 1757 nt
Organism: Momordica charantia (bitter melon)
Lineage: Eukaryota; Viridiplantae; Streptophyta; Magnoliopsida; Cucurbitales; Cucurbitaceae
Product: trihelix transcription factor ENAP1
Cellular component (GO): nucleus
Molecular function (GO): transcription cis-regulatory region binding
Source: RefSeq, a predicted model, not a curated record